AUGGACCUAUACGACGGGACUACCGACCCAAAGCAUCACCUGAGUAAUUUUAAAAGUCGGAUGUACCUAGCCGACGCUUCUGAUGCUACUCGCUGUAAGGCCUUUCCGACGACUUUGACAAAGGCAGCGAUGAAGUGGUUCGAUAGCCUCCCUCCCAGGUCGGUUACCAGCUUCGAGGACUUCUCCCGAAAGUUUCUCAUGCGAUUUUCAAUCCAGAAGGAUAAAGUAAAGCACGCACUGAGUCUCCUGGGAGUAAAACAGGAGGUCAGAAAACCUUUGAGGGACUACAUGGAAAGGUUCAACAAGGCGUGUCUAGAAAUUCAAAAUCUGCAUACAGAAGCAGUAAUUAUAGACCUAGUAAAUGGACUCCGAGAAGGUCAUUUCUCUCAGUCCAUCUUGAAAAGGCAUCCGACUUCUUUGAGUGAUGUACCAGAAAGAGCUGAGAAGUACAUUAAUAUGGAGGAAAAUGCCAGGCUACGAGAACCCAGCUGGCGACCUGGGCACUCUCACCCAUCAAGGGAAAAGGAGAGGGAGCCCAAGAAAAAAGAAGAAGUCGGGCCUGAAAGGCCUAGAAGAUAUCACUCUUAUACUCCUCUGCGAGUUUUUCUAGUCGACAUCUAUAGGAAAAUUUGCCAUACUGAAAAGCUACCUCCCCCUAGGCCCAUCAAGAAUAAGAAAGGGGGAAGUUGUAGUGAAUACCGCGAGUACCAUAAACUAUAUGGGCUCUCAACAAAUGAUUAUUACGACUUGAAAAAUGUGAUAGAAAAGCUGGCCAAAGAAGGUCAGCUUGACAGAAUCUCACGGAAAGGUCGGACCCUCAUGGCAAGAGGAAGCGAGAUGAGGAGGAUCGAAGAGAUCCGCCACCGCAGACCCCGAAAAGACAUAAACAUAUGA
Arachis duranensis is the source of this 894-nucleotide messenger RNA. RefSeq lists its product as uncharacterized. The record is from RefSeq and is a predicted model, not a curated record. Lineage: Eukaryota; Viridiplantae; Streptophyta; Magnoliopsida; Fabales; Fabaceae. The transcript has a single exon. The coding region runs from base 1 to 894 and encodes 297 amino acids.